UAGCAGGGACCUUGCCCUUCUCCCAGUUAUGAACUCCUAGCUGGACCCAUCCCAGGCCUAAACUGGCUGCACUUCCUACUGGAUAUCCUUUGUUCAAUGUGUCAGUCUGGUCUCAUUGGGUUACGGCAAAUUAAAUUCCUGUAGAUAGGCAGUGAACAGAUGAUGAAGAGGAGAAUAGGCUAAAUCGUGUUACUUGAUAUCUUUGUAAUGGUAAAUUAAUUUAGCGUAGAAGACAAAUGUGUUGCCGCGUGGCCUGAAUCGGCUUCUGGGAUAUCGUGUUCUCCUACUUUGAUUUAGACAUCGAAAAUUCAGCAUUUUACUUUGGUUCCUGCUCCAUAAAAAAACCUCUGUAAAAAUCCAGUGGAGACAUUCUUAUAUCUUCUUAAUUCAAUCACAAAUCAAUCCCCAUCAAACGCUUUCACGUCUGGAAUAAAAUAACGCCUUACAAUUGGCGAUGAGCUUAAUAUCAAUUUCCUUAUUUCUUUGUCAGAAAAAAAACACAUCAGUGAUCUGACUGAUCUCCUUUAAGUUUCUGGAGAAACCCAUCACAACCUUAUAAUGAUGAAUGACCAAGACAGCGCCCUCUUAAGAAGGUCCAAGGAUGCAGCAGGAGCUAAGAUCGAAGAAACCGCUGCAGCUUUGAAUGAACUUAGUAACGACAUCUGGACGCAUCCUGAGUUAGACUUUGAGGAACACCAUUGCCACGCUAGCCUGACAAACUUCCUAGAAAAGCAAGGAUUCGAGGUAACACGGAGCUUCCAUCUGGACACAGCCUUCAAGGCUACAUACGGUACCGAUGGCGGUGCCCAUGUUUGUGUGAUCUGUGAGUACGACGCUCUACCUGAUAUAGACCAUGCCUGUGGACAUCCUCUGAUCGCCGAGUCAGGAGCAGCUGCAGGUUUAGGGAUCAAAGCUGCACUCGACCUGCCCGAUGCGCCGAAAGGAAGGGUGACGAUCAUGGGUACCCCUGCCGAAGAGCACGGUGGCGGGAAGAUUAAGCUCAUCAAUGCAGGAGCCUUCCAAGGAAUGGAUGUUGCUAUGAUGGUUCAUCCCUUCCCUCGUAAUGUAUCCAGGCCGGUCAUUCUGGCUUGCACAACCAUGGAUGUUACUUUCACUGGUCGGGCAGCACACGCGUCAUCAUGUCCGUGGGAAGGGGUGAAUGCUUUGGAUGCUGUUGUCUUGUGCUAUGCCAACAUCUCCGCAAUGAGACAGCAUCUCAAACCAGAAUGGAGAGUCCAUGGCACCAUUUUGAAGGCCGGCAAGACCCCCAGUAUUAUCCCGGAGGAAUCGCAGAUGACAUUCUACCUAAGAACAGUCGAAAGCAGUGACAUGCCUACACUUAAAGAAAAGAUUGGCGGAUGUGUAAAAGGAGCUGCUACGGCAACCGGCUGCAAGGUAGAGUACACUUUCGGAAAGGACUACGCCAAUUUAGUCACGAACGAGGCACUAGCGUCAGUGUACGAGCGUCAGCUGUCGGAACUCUCCGUCGAUUACGCUACCAGUGAAGUGACGUUCUCUACGGAUAUGGGUGACGUUUCUUACGUUGUGCCAAGUAUACAUCCUUUGUAUUACAUCGGAACUGACGCAGCUAACCACUCGAGAGAAUUCAAUGCUGCAACUGGAGCCGCGAAAGCACAGAAACCGACCCUUUCCCAGGCCAAGGCCAUGGCGUUCACGUGUUUGGAGCUGAUGCAGCCCGGUAACAGGCAUCUUCUCGACAAAGUGAAGGAGGAAUUCAACGACAAAGUAGGCCCAUCUUCUCCAAAAUAGCGAGUUUUCGGUUCUGGAUAGAACGGGGUCCGUUCCAGAGAGCAUGGAGAGGGUCGCAAAUGAGAAGAGCUUGAUGUUCAACCAAUCAGAAUUUGGAAUGACAUUGUCGAUUCGUGUGUGAAAUAACACAUUGUGGAAUGCUGUAUUAUAAUAAAAUGCAUUUAAACGCACCUCUUUUUUGCUGCAGUCGAUCCUGGAAGACGUCAUUAGACCUUAUGAAACUAGAAAAGCUGUAUCAUCGCGCUAAGCUCGAACGGGACUACACUGUAAAAACUGCGGUGUUAAAACUGACACCAAUUGGUGUUAAUAGAGGACCACACCCUGAGGUG
Lytechinus variegatus (green sea urchin) is the source of this 2099-nucleotide messenger RNA. RefSeq names its product peptidase M20 domain-containing protein 2-like. Lineage: Eukaryota; Metazoa; Echinodermata; Echinoidea; Temnopleuroida; Toxopneustidae. Gene Ontology annotation, molecular function: dipeptidase activity. The record is from RefSeq and is a predicted model, not a curated record. The coding region runs from base 559 to 1770 and encodes 403 amino acids. The transcript is spliced from 7 exons.